AUGUCUUCCAGAGACAUUUACGACAAGGCAACAGUCUAUAAUCCUGUAGACACUCGCACCAAACCCCCUCAAAACAGCAACACUUCCAACAAGCUUCCUUCCUCUCACUCCAAAGUUCCUUGCCCCAAUCGACAAUCCUCUUCCGCUGCCCCAAAAGCAUACACUACACUCGAAAGAGACAAUAAAUCGACAAAAAGAGGUUUGUCUCAACAGCACACUUUACUUCAAAGAGAUGGACAGGCUUCUUCUUCCCGUGGACACAUUUCAGGUUCUCAUGAUCGAACUCAGCUCAACAGAGACCAACAAUCAUCAUCAAGCUCAAGACAGCCAAGCAUGAUGCGCGCAGCAACAACUGCUCCUCCGGAUGCGAAGAGCAAGUUUAAGUCUCAGCAUGAUGUCAAAAUGGCCUCUCAACAAGUCAGAUACCAGGAGAUGACUUACGAAGAGAAGAAGAAACAGGACGAGUGGGUCCGUAAUUUCAUUGUCUAUGCCGGGCCAUGCCCUGCUGGGUUCGGCUGGGAGCGAGUCAAGUAUGGAUAUGUCUGCAAUGGUGGGAAUCACUUGUGUACCGAUGAUCUUUUGGCUGAAGGCAAAGGCGGCUUUUAUAGCGGAACCCUUGACGCUGGAUGGUGGGGUCCAGUCUAUGACCCAGAUCGGCGCUUACUAUUAGAUUAUGCAGACGUCAUAGUAUGGGAGUACGCCAAUAAACACGGGUUAAACCCAACAGUGGCUCCAAUAGUCCCACCGCCUAGUAUACUAGCAACUCAUGAAGUUCACCCAGGAAUUGCAAAAGCAAUGGCAGGCCAAGGACCCAUGCCACAUGCUUGCUCAGUUGAACAUGUCAUUGAGAACUUCAAGCGAGUAGGUGAAUUUGAGAGAAUUAUGGGAGUAGGAAACAACUCUAGGUCCUCUCAUCAUGUUUCCGCAGCAUCAAGCCACCAUUCGUCAAAUGGCUAUCGCUCAUCCAGUGGACAUCUCUCAUCCAGCGGAUAUCACUCAUCAGGAAUGACACCUCAGCUCAGCACCCUCUAUGGGCCAGGAGGUCUGCCGAAUCGACUUGCAAUGAGCACGAGCAAUGGUUCUCUAUCCCAAGGAGGUCGACUCCCACUCGUGCAUCUACCAGCUGCUUAUCGCAAUGAUCCAUAUGGACAGGGACUAUUGGGACGCCGCGGACAUUAA
Messenger RNA from Botrytis byssoidea, 1179 nucleotides. RefSeq lists its product as uncharacterized. NCBI's taxonomy places the organism in Eukaryota, Fungi, Ascomycota, Leotiomycetes, Helotiales, Sclerotiniaceae. The coding region runs from base 1 to 1179 and encodes 392 amino acids. The transcript has a single exon. The record is from RefSeq and is a predicted model, not a curated record.